Molecule: messenger RNA, 2742 nt
Organism: Symbiodinium sp. CCMP2456
Lineage: Eukaryota; Dinophyceae; Suessiales; Symbiodiniaceae
Source: the annotation of a GenBank genome assembly
AUGUCAGACCUGGAAGAUGAACGAGACCUCGACUUGGAAGAGGAUGACGAUGCUCAGGACGGUGAUCGUGAUGAUGAAGCAAGCCAGCCCCCGCCCGAGGAGGACGCCGAUGAAGCUCCACAGCGACGUGGGCGAAAAGGCCAGGGCAGGGGCAGGGGCAAAAGGUUGAACCUUGUCAAUGACUUCGGCAAGUCCCGUGGCUUCGCAAAGGACGGCAAGAAGUACUGUGCUCCUUGUGGGAAAUGGCUUCCCCUCUCUUCUUUCCCUGCUGGCUCAGCACAGUGUGGCGAGGAUCGCAAGGCCAUCCAAAACUUGGCCAGUCUGUCCAAGAAGCAAGGGCAGGAGGAUUGGUGGCAGGAAACAGUCGCAGAUGUCAAGAAGCUCAAGGCUGUCGUCAAGGCCUACAAGGCCUUGAAGCCACCUCCCGGCAAGAAGCUGAAGGAGUUCGUGAUCCUUCAAUACAUCGAAGAACGCAGGCGGGAGUCGGCUGUGUUGUAUGAUGGGGUCCUCGAGAUGAUGACCUUGCGAGGCUAUAUGGCCUGGAUGGCUAAGCCCAAGAAUGGUGGCCUAGAUGCAGAGACUGCAACGACUCAGUGGAGAGAGAAGUUCAAUGCCCCCGGUGCAAUCACAGAUAAGAAAGGGGACCAUCCUCGCUUUCGGGAUCGUGUUGCCAUUUCAACCAAAGACUUGGUUGUUUUCCGUGACGCCGACAUCAAGGCCCAGUCUUACCUCCUGAAGGACAAGGAGUCGAAGAACGUGGACCAGGCGGAAAUCGACAAGGCGGAGCUUCGCUUGAACAGGGAGAGGCAGCUGAAGGUGAGCAGCGACAGGUCGCGCACAGAUCAGGCCGGUACCAUGAUUACAGCUGCGGAGGCAGCAGGAACAGAAGGUGCUUUCAGUGCCGAUGGGAAGAUAGCUGUACAAGUUGGGGACGUGAGGAACCUGAUUGAGGAUGAUGCCGACAAUGACCAGAUGGAGGAUGAAGGCCAUGAUGGUGACUCGAAUUCCACCCCCAGCAAAACCAGGAAGCGGGAUGAGGAGUCAAACCCAGCUUCUGGCUCCAAGCCGGGCAAGAAGCCGAAAAGGGAGGCUUGGUUUGACAGAGACGGUGCAGUGACCUCUGCUCUCAGAUCCCAUUCCCAGUGGCUUUCUACCACCAAGGCUACCAUCAGCAGCACCAUCAAAGACCUGACAGGUACCCUUUCGAACGUUACCCUUGACGUGAAAGAGGAAGUCAGGAACGAAACCAGGCUCGCGAAGAGCCGCUUGAGUGCAUUGAAGCUUGUAAUCUCAGAGAAGGCUUCAGGCGAGUCGGGGGCACCUGAUGCACCGGCGACGCCUGAUGUUGCAGAUGCAUCCACAAAGACAGCGAGUGACCAGCCGGCAGCAGCAAAGCCAGACCCUGCAGGCCCAGACCAAGGCAAGCCUACCGAGGCAGAGGCAGGGGUUGCAAAGGCGGCCGAAGCAGCACAGCAGGCACAGGCGGCCGAGGCAGGACAGCAGGCACAAAAAGGGGCGGAGGACAGCGCGAGCACAGUGCAGAAGUUUGCCGUCGACAAUGAUGCCAAGAAGGCCCUGCGAAAAUACAUCGCCCAGUUCAGUGACCCGAAUUCGCAAAAGGUGCUUGGGAGUGCUCCUCCUUGUCGCUCCUACCAGUCACUCAUCCUCUUUUCGGAGUUCGAGGCCUACCUCGGCAAGUUCGAGCAGAUUGAGAAGAAGGAUGACAUCGUGCAGCUGCAGCAGGAGAUGAAGGCCUUUAAGACGGCAUACUCCGAUUUGAUUUCCAUGGCGAAGGCGGCCAACAAGCGCCUCGAGGCUGCGAUUGACGGGGUGGGGAAGAGGAAGGCUGCAGCGGCGACAGAAGCGAGCACGAGUGGGAAGGGCAAAGGCAAGCGAGCUCGUGCUGCCAAGAAGGCAGAGCAGCCUGCUGCUGCCACAGCCUUUGUUGACCAGCCCAAUGGCGUUGCCGCAGACAUUGCCAGUGUCGUUGUCAAGGAGGAUGGUAGCUUGGCCUCUGGGCUUGAUGUCUCCGUUCCGGCCAUCUUGCGACUUGAGGCUGCGCACUUCAAGCGCGAGGACAUUGCCUCGAUCAAGGCUUCCACUUUGCCGCACCUCGAGGCGAAGUUCAAGAAUGAUCCGGCUCGGCUGGCGUCGGGGCGCUCCCAGCGCAGCUUGCCACAGGAACAGGAGAAGUCGAUCUCUGACCUCAUCUUCAAAUGCUUCCCCGAGGGCCAUAUCUUGGCACGUGAGAAGUUGACUGACAAGAUCAAUAAGGAGGUCCUCGUCCCAGCAGCUUUUGUCGUGGCAAAGGAUCAGGUGACAGCCAGUGCAGAGGCAGGUCACUUGCCGACAUGCCGUGUUGGCAUGAGUGGCACUCGUAGUGUUGUGGCUGUCCGCUCCCUUGCUUUGCUGGACUACCUGACAAAAAGUGGAACCGGUGGCAACAAGGCGACCUUGUCUGCUGCCUACCAAUGGCUGAAGUCUACCAGCGUGCAGGCCGCCAAGUCCUUCAUCGAGUCCACGGAAGAGAAGGUGGGCGCCCAGGAUGUGCUGUACUUGCCGGAGGGCUGGAUGUUCUACGAGAAGAUCAUGGGCAAGUCGAACUUUUUGGGUGUCCGCUUGCAGUUCCUGAGCUUGAAAUCCUUGCAACAUUUGGAGAAAAUCAAUAGUUACCUGCUAGCAUUGGGAAAGCCUAAUGCUGCUUUGCAGUCGGCCGUUGACUGCUUGUCGCUUGCAGAGUGA